Molecule: messenger RNA, 2572 nt
Organism: Thamnophis sirtalis
Lineage: Eukaryota; Metazoa; Chordata; Lepidosauria; Squamata; Natricidae
Source: RefSeq, a predicted model, not a curated record
AUCUUCCUGGAUAACACAAUGCCAGCUGAGCGGAAGAAGUCGGCGAGCAUGGAAGAAAAAGAGACACCCUUAAGUAACAAAGAGAAGGAGUUUGGGGAGAGGCGGUCAGUGAGCAGCCGGGACAGGCCCAAAGAGGAUGUCAGGCUGGGCAUGAAGAGGGAGAUGCUCAAGCCAUCCGAAGAUAAGAAGAAGAAAAUGGAGGAGGAGAAGAGGAAAAAGGACGAGAAGGAGUGGAAGAAGAAAGAGGACGAGAAGAUAAAAUCGGAGGAGGAGCAAAAGAGGAAGGAGGAGGAGGAGAAACAAAAGCUUGAAGAGGAGGAGAAGAAGAAGCAAGAGGAAGAGAUGAAGCUGCAGCAGGAGGAAGCGGCUGCCAAGUUGAAAGAGAAAGAAGAGGCCCACCAGCUGCACCAGGAGGCUUGGGAGCGCCACCAAGCCCGGAAGGAGCUUCGAAGCAAGAACCAGAACGCCUCGGAAAGCCGCCCGGAGGAGAACUUCUUCAGCAGGCUGGAUUCCAGCCUGAAGAAGAACACGGCCUUCGUGAAGAAGCUGAAGACCAUCACCGAGCAGCAGAGGGACUCCUUGUCCCAUGACUUCAACGGCCUCAACUUGAGCAAGUACAUCGCCGAGGCCGUGGCCUCCAUCGUGGAGGCCAAGCUGAAGAUCUCCGAUGUCAACUGCGCCGUGCACCUCUGCUCCCUCUUCCACCAGCGCUACGCCGACUUCGCCCCCUCGCUGCUCCAGGUCUGGAAGAAGCACUUCGAAGCCAGGAAAGAGGAGAAAACGCCCAACAUCACCAAGCUGAGGACCGACCUGCGCUUCAUCGCCGAGCUGACCAUCGUCGGGAUCUUCACCGACAAGGAGGGCCUCUCCCUCAUCUACGAGCAGCUGAAGAGCAUCAUCAACGCCGACCGGGAGACCCACACCCACGUCUCCGUGGUCAUCAGCUUCUGCCGGCACUGCGGGGACGACAUCGCGGGCUUGGUGCCCAGGAAGGUGAAAAGCGCGGCGGAUAAGUUCAGCCUGAGCUUCCCCCCCAGCGAGAUCAUCAGCGCGGAGAAGCAGCAGCCUUUCCAAAACCUGCUGAAGGAAUAUUUCACCUCGCUGACCAAGCACUUGAAAAGGGACCACAGGGAACUGCAAAACAUUGAAAGGCAGAACAGACAUCGAAUUCUUUUUGAAACAGAGCUAAAAGAAACUAAGGAAAACAAAGAUAUAUCCGUCACGGAAGAUCUAGAACUGGAACUAGAAAACUUGGAUAUUAACGAUGAGACCCUUGAUCUAGAUUGCGGGGAGGAAGCAGAAGACCUCACAAAAAAACUUCUUGACGAACAAGGCAAGAAACAGGGAGCAGAUAGCACCGGAGCUGAAAAUAGUGACGGAAAGCAAGCUGCAAGAAGUGCUGAGACAAAUGCGCAAACUGCCUUGGCAUGACCACGAAGUGAAAGAUUACGUGAUAUGCUGCAUGAUCAACAUUUGGAAUGUGAAAUAUAACAGCAUUCACUGUGUAGCCAAUCUCCUGGCAGGACUGGUCCUUUACCAAGAGGAUGUUGGCAUUCACGUGGUGGACGGAGUUCUAGAGGAUAUUCGAUUAGGGAUGGAGGUUAAUCAGCCCAAAUUUAACCAGAGGAGGAUCAGCAGUGCUAAGUUCCUCGGCGAGCUGUACAACUACAGAAUGGUCGAAUCGGCGGUAAUCUUUCGGACUCUGUACUCAUUCACGUUGUUUGGGGUGAACUCCGAUGGCACGCCGAGUCUCCUGGACCCUCCUGAACAUCUUUUUCGAAUUAGACUGGUCUGCACCAUCCUGGACACCUGCGGGCAGUACUUCGAUAGGGGAUCCAGCAAGAGAAAGCUGGACUGCUUCUUGGUCUACUUUCAGAGGUAUGUUUGGUGGAAGAAAAGCCUGGAUGUAUGGACAAAAGAUCACCCCUUCCCUAUAGACAUUGACUAUAUGAUCAGCGAUACGUUAGAACUCCUGAGACCGAAAAUAAAACUUUGCAAUUCUCUGGAAGAAUCCAUGAGGCAGGUACAAGAACUGGAACGGGAAUUCUUAAUCAAACUAGGUCUUAUGAAUGACAAAGAUUCUAAGGAUUCUAUGACUGAAGGAGAGAACCUGGAGGAGGAUGAGGACGAAGAGGAAGGUGGAGUAGAGAUUGAAGAACAAUCUGGAAAUGAAAGCGAAAUAAACGAGCCAGAGGAGGAGGAGGGCUCGGAGAAUGAUGACGACGAAGGAGAAGAGGAAGAGGAAGAAAAUACAGAUUAUCUUACUGAUUCUAAUAAGGAGAACGAAACGGACGAAGAGAACACGGAAGUAAUGAUUAAAGGAGGUGGACUGAAACGGGUCCCCUGCGCCGAAGAUGAAGAUUUUAUUCAGGCAUUGGAUAAAAUGAUGCUGGAAAAUUUACAGCAAAGGAGCGGAGAGUCGGUGAAAGUGCACCAGUUGGACGUGGCCAUCCCUCUGCACCUCAAGAGCCAGCUGAAGAAAGGACCUCCCCUGGGGGGUGGGGAGGGGGAGUCUGAAUCCGGAGACACCAUGCCUUUCGUCAUGCUGACCCGGAAAGGGAACAAGCAGCAG